This is a messenger RNA of Dentiscutata erythropus, 1887 nucleotides long. The record is from the annotation of a GenBank genome assembly. Lineage: Eukaryota; Fungi; Glomeromycota; Glomeromycetes; Diversisporales; Gigasporaceae.
AUGUCGAAUAUAUACAAUCAUAGACAGAUUGUUCCAGGUGGUGGUACCGGUGGUCCGAGUCGUAUCAACGAACUUUUAGAUGCUUUAAAAAAUGAAUUUGAAAGUCUUAGUCAGGAGGCUAUGACUUAUAAAAUACAACGCGAAGAAUUUGAACAUAAAGCUGAGGAGGUUUCGCUUAUUCGUCAAAGUUUAUAUGAAUUACAAGCUACACAUAAAGGCAUAAAACAACAGUAUGAUAACGAUCUGCGAAAUCUUCAGCGUGAAAUUGAACAACAAAGUAAUUUGUUUGGUGGUAUUAUCAGUGGCAAUGGCGCCCCUGGUCUUGCUGCUCCUCCUCAAAUGUCUAUGGAUCCUACACAGCAACCAACAAAUCAACCUGGUCAUCCGGGAAACUAUCCUGGUCCGAGCGGUCCUCCUCAGAGCGUUCCACAAUCAACUAGCACCGCUCCUUCUCCAUAUCUUAAUGGUGGUGUUCCCACGGGUUCUUUAUCACAACCUCAUACUCCUAAACGACCCCGUAUAGAGGAUACUGUUUCAACUCCGGUUCCUCAAAAUCCUCUCGGUAUGACUCCUGGUUCUCAACAAUCUCAACCUGGUUUGUACAGUAAUAAUGGCAUUCCUCCGCCUCAGUCUAGUCAACAAGGUCAACCUCAGUUAUCAAAUUACAUGCCUCCUGUUGGUCCAAGUAGUAAACCUGGUGGUAAAAUUGCAAAGCCUGUAACUUUAAUACCACAGAUUCCUCCAAGUAUUGGCGGCCCUGAUGGACAACAAUCUACCGGUGGUCCUACCAAUGGUAAUGCUCAACAGGUUUCCUCAAAUAAUAAACGAAAAAGUAAUCAAAACAUGGGUGCUCAACUACCAGGAUCCCGCGCUCCGAUAAACAAAGGUUCGCUUAGUGGUAGUAAUCAGACAUUAGGUGACAUGGAUCCAGAGACAGUCCCGGCUCAACUAAAAAAAGAAGGUGGUGAUUGUUUUAAUCCUAAAGUACAACGAGCACUUGACGUUGAUCUUUUCCAUACAUUGGAACAUAAUAGUUCAGAUGGGAAAUAUCUUGCCACUGGUUGUAAUCGAAGUGCUCAAAUUUAUGAUGUAGUAAAUGGUCAAAAAUUAUUCGUUCUUGAUGAUAACAAUGUGGACAAAACUGGUGAUUUAUAUAUCAGGAGUAUUUGGGACAUUCAAAAACAAACUAUUAGAUCACUUUUUCCAGGCCAUGAACAAGAUAUUUAUUCACUUGACUUUUCACGUGAUGGCCGUUUAAUUGUGUCUGGUUCUGGAGAUAAAACUGCUCGCGUUUGGGAUAUGGUUACUGGUGAAUUAUUGUAUAAACUCUCAAUUGAUGAACCAAGUCAAAAAGAUGCUGGUGUAACUAGUGUAGCAAUUAGCCCUGAUGGUUAUUACGUCGCAGCUGGAUCAUUAGAUAAAAUAGUACGCGUCUGGGACGCACGAACAGGUUAUCUUCUUGAACGUUUGGAAGGACACAAAGAUAGUGUUUAUUCUGUUGCCUUUGCACCUGAUGGUAAAACGUUAGUCUCUGGAAGUUUAGAUAAAACUUUGAAAUUAUGGGAUAUGAGUCAUCCGGGAAGAAAUUCUGGUGCCGGAUCUAGUCAAAAGAAUUCUGCAAAGAUGACUUUCAACGGACACAAAGAUUUCGUUUUAUCCGUUGCUGUCUCUCCUGAUGGUCGUUGGGUAGUUUCAGGAUCUAAAGAUCGUGGUGUACAAUUUUGGGACCCAAUUACCGCACAAACUCAAUUUAUGUUACAAGGUCAUAAAAAUUCAGUAAUUUCUGUAGCCUUAAGUCCGGCUUUAAGCGGCCCAACUGGCAAGCUUUUUGCUACUGGGUCUGGUGAUUGUCGAGCGCGUAUAUGGCGAUAUUAUGAUGAUCAAUAA